Messenger RNA from Paramecium sonneborni, 1039 nucleotides. The record is from the annotation of a GenBank genome assembly. Lineage: Eukaryota; Ciliophora; Oligohymenophorea; Peniculida; Parameciidae.
AUGUUAUUGGAUCAUUAUCCUUGUCAUAAUGAUGGUUAAUAAUAGGUGGUUCACACAACAUUUCAAGUAAAAAUUACAAAAGAAAAACAAAUAACUUAUAUUUAGGACGGAUAAAUUCUUAAAUAAAAAUUUCUAUAUACCGAGGGUAGAAAGUAGUAAAGCCCAACAAAGUCAGGCCGAAUUAAAUUUUUGGAAGCUGUGCAAUAUCUUGCUAAUUAUAAUAAUAUCAUAAAUUUAUUAAUCACUCUGCUUAUGGAGAAGUUCAAUUUAGAACAUCUUAGGAGGAUUUUUUCAAUUAUAUAUAAGCAAAAUUAGAAAAGAAUAAAAAAAAGGAAAUUAUGGAUCCAAUACUUGCUAACACUUCAGAUAUUUUUGGAUAUUCAAUUACCACAGUUUAUUACAAGGUUCUCAAUUCAAAUUCAAAUACAACAUAUACUUCUUUUUGAAAGUGGGAGUAAAGUAAUCUAAAUCCAAUUAUUGAAUAUAUUAUAAAGUUGAACUAGGAAAAUCAAUAAUUUCCACAAUUUUAAGUAUUCACUUCAUACUUUUGAAAAGAAUUUCUUUGGCAAAGUAAUCAAUUUUCGAUAUCAAAAACGAAGUGUAGGAAUUUCAUUCUUAUAAACUUAUGAAAAAUUAUUGAGAAUUGCCUCUGUAAAAUUAUGUUUAACCAAUACUCUAUAUAAAAUAUCUAGAUUACAAUUCAUUAUAAGGGCAAUUAGUGAUAAAGAAAUUCUCAAGAACUGUCAUGAAAUUGGAAUCAGAUUAAAAUCUCUUGAAGUCGAACCUAAUUCCAUAAAAAGUGAAAAUAAUCAUAAUAAUCACAUAAUGAACAACGAACUUAAGUAAGACAUCAUAGAUAAUAAUCUAAUUGAUGAUUAGAAUUAUAAAGUAUUUAAAAUUGUAAUUCUAAAUUUUAAUUAUAUUAUAGAUACCUUAAACAUUAGUAGAUGUAUCCAAUCUAUGGUAUAAUACUAACAAUUAAAUCAAUCUCAAAGUCUGUUUUGGGAAAGAACUUACAACCACAACAAUCAAUAGAUGA